AUCAACAAAAUUUGAUUUCCUUUCCAUUUCCACCCCAACUAUUUCCCCUCCUUCAACCCCACGGAGAAGCGAAACUGACCUUUCCCCCUCCCUGCAUCCCACCUCGCGGAGAUCUAGUCCUAGGGUUUCGCCAGCGGCGAGGCCUAAGUCAUCGGCGGCGAGCCAAACUCCACGAGCGGGGAAAGAGGGGGAAGCAGAGACGAAGGUAGACAUGGGGCAGCAGUCGCUGAUCUACGCGUUCGUGGCCCGUGGCACGGUCAUACUGGCCGAGUACACGGAGUUCACCGGCAACUUCACCACCAUCGCCUCCCAGUGCCUCAUGAAGCUCCCCGCAAGCAACAACAAGUUCACCUACAACUGCGAUGGCCACACCUUCAAUUACCUCGUGGAAGACGGAUUCACAUACUGUGUUGUUGCUGUUGAAUCAGUGGGGCAACAAAUUCCCAUUGCUUUCAUGGAUAGGGUUAAGGAGGAUUUCACAAAAAGGUAUGGUGGUGGGAAAGCUGCUACUGCUGCAGCUAACAGCCUCAACCGAGAGUUCGGAUCAAAACUUAAAGAGCACAUGCAGUAUUGUGUGGAUCACCCUGAAGAGGUUAGCAAGCUGGCCAAAGUGAAGGCACAGGUUUCAGAAGUCAAGGGUGUUAUGAUGGAGAACAUUGAAAAGGUUCUAGAUCGUGGAGAGAAGAUUGAGCUGCUUGUUGACAAGACCGAGAAUUUGCGCUCACAGGCACAAGAUUUCAGGCAGCAAGGAACAAAUGUGAGGAGAAAGAUGUGGUUACAGAACAUGAAAAUCAAGCUUAUCGUCCUGGGAAUAAUAAUUGCACUUAUUCUGAUCAUUAUCCUCUCUGUCUGUCACGGUUUCAAGUGCCAUUAAGCGCAGACCAGAAUACUGAUACAUUCAACUGCACCUAUUAUACUGCUGCUUGGAGCAAGAAAAAGUAUGAUCUUUUGUUCUUUCGCUAGUGUGCUCUGGCCCGGUCAUUGUGCACAGGUGUUCUACAUUGUCUUUGAUAAAUGUUGGAUGGUGACUGGGUUAGCUGUGUCAACUGUCAAAACUGUCGUGUAUUUUUGGACGCUAUGUAUGUAUAGCCUGGAUAUGAGUAGACUUACUAAACUUCUCCAGUUGUGACUCAGGAGUCUGCUCCUCUGGACAAUAAUGUGCAUCUUGCAUUGACCUCGUUUAGUGCAAAACUGCAAUUUGGAAAAUAUGGGCACGUAAUCGAUUUUCAAA
Sorghum bicolor (sorghum) is the source of this 1231-nucleotide messenger RNA. Its product is annotated as vesicle-associated membrane protein 721. The transcript is spliced from 5 exons. Gene Ontology annotation, cellular component: membrane. Lineage: Eukaryota; Viridiplantae; Streptophyta; Magnoliopsida; Poales; Poaceae. The record is from RefSeq and is a predicted model, not a curated record. Bases 212 to 874 code for a protein of 220 amino acids. Gene Ontology annotation, biological process: vesicle-mediated transport.